AACUGCUCAGACUUAUCGGAAGUUCCAGCCGCGCAACACAGUAGCGUAUCAGCAGUGCUACUGUACCUCCUAAACACUUUAAACUUCUGAGUUUUCGUUCUUUUUCCACGACAUGGCUUACCCAGGAUACGGCGGGUAUGGAGGCCCGAUGCCAGGCAUGCCAGCUCAGGGGAUGCCACCCCAAGGAAUGCCCAUGGGAGGCCCCAUGGGAGGCCCUAUGCCUGGACACAUGGGUGGGCCGAUGGGAGGUGGGCCAAUGGGAGGCGCCCCACCUCAGGGAGGGUAUCCAGCUUAUGGAGGAGGCUAUCCAGGCUCUUUUGGUGCCCAGCCCCCAGCUGCCAAUGAUCCAAUGUGGGGUUACUUCACGGCUAUAGCGGGCCAGGACGGUGAAAUCGACGCAGAGGAGCUCCAGAGGUGUCUAACACAGUCUGGUUUCAGCGGCAGCUACACCCCCUUCAGCAUGGAGACGUGCAGAAUCAUGAUUGCAAUGCUGGACAGGGACUUCACGGGGAAGAUGGGCUUCAACGAGUUCAAGGAGCUGUUUACGGCUCUGAACGGCUGGAAGCAGAACUUCUUGAUGUUUGACCAGGACCGCAGUGGAACCGUGGAACCUCACGAGAUGUCUCAGGCAAUCACUGCCAUGGGCUACCGUGUCAGUCCCCAGGCCCUCAAUGCAAUCAUAAAGCGCUACAACAAAGGGGGCAGGAUCUUCUUUGAUGACUACGUGGCCUGCUGUGUCAAACUGCGAGCUCUCACAGACAACUUCAGGCGGAGAGACACCAUGCACCAGGGAUCUGUCACCUUCCAGUAUGAUGACUUUAUCCUGUGCACCAUGGCCAUCUAAGCGCUGCCAUCCACCGGGUCAGGACGUUUAUGUGUCAGCCGGCAACUGAUUCUGGAUCAGAACCUCACAGGAAUGCAAAGGGAGGCCAGUAUAUUAGACUGAGCGGCCGCGAGCCGCGUCAGGAAAGUACUCAUUGCUUGUAACGCUUAGUGUAACGCUUUAGUCUUGUAUGUAACACAGGGAUGUGCUGAAGAUGUAUCCGGUGCACACAUAUACACGUGGUAUGUAUUCAUAUUAGAGGGGAAUGUUUGACACGCCGCUGCCUGUAAGGCCUUCAUGAGGAGGAGGACGUCUGACUGAAAUGUGACGCAACACAGGAUGACUUAACAAUUGCAAAAAUUGUGUAACUGCAUAGAAAAUGUCCACAUAGAGACUUUAAAGAAGGGAGGAGUGAAGAAUGAGAUUUUUUUAGCAAGACUUUAAUGGAAUGUGAACCGUUCUUGUGACCUGUGAGACACCUGUUGUGCCAUUAUAAUAUCUGAAUGUAUGUUCUAAUAUACUAAAACAUAAACACACACACAGACACAGACACACAUAUAUUGACAGUUGUGCUCAUAAGUUUACAUCCCCUGGCAGAAUUUGUAAAAUGUGCUCCAUUCUUUAAUGAAAACAUGAAUGAUCAGAGCAAACACAAAAAAUAGCUUUGUCUAAACACCAGCCCUAAAUGAAAGAAAAUGUUUCCAUUAACAAACAUAUUUGCUAAAAAAUAAAGGACAAUAUUUCACAAAUUUGGCCAGGGUAUGUAAACUUAAGAACACAACUAUACAUAUGUGUGUUUUGAUUGACUGUUUGCAGUAUGAUGAAGCUGAUUUGCUUUUUUCCUUUAAGCAGUUAUGUAUGGAAUCACAGGAGUGCCAUAAUGAAAGAUAAAUCUGUUUAAUAAGGAAACAAAUGUGUAAAUACAAAGAGGAAUAAAUAAAGAAAAAAAUAUUAUUUAUUCCUCUUUAUAUUUACAUUUAUUUCCUUUUUUUUUAAACAGAUUUAACUUUCAUUAUGGCACUUCUGUGAUUCCAUAGCUAUGAGCUUGACCAGUAUGCACUAAUGUCACUGCUGUAGUAGUUUGAUGUUUGAUGUGAUCACAAAGCCAAAGUGACUGUGAGCCAAUUCAGUCCACGCUGACAGCUGCUGUUAACGAUAAUCAGAACUAGGAGUGUUUCCACAGAGCUACAGAAGUUCAUGUGCCUGAGAUUUUUGCAGCUGUAAACGUUUUUAGCUUUCUGUACAAACACAACCAGGUUUCCACCUCCACACUUCCAAUGUUGUCAAACAAUUCGUAUUUUGUUACUCACAAUAAACACACUUUUAAUCAG
Messenger RNA from Acanthochromis polyacanthus (spiny chromis), 2154 nucleotides. RefSeq names its product grancalcin (gene gca). NCBI's taxonomy places the organism in Eukaryota, Metazoa, Chordata, Actinopteri, Pomacentridae. Gene Ontology annotation, molecular function: calcium ion binding. Bases 113 to 844 code for a protein of 243 amino acids. The transcript has 8 exons. The record is from RefSeq and is a predicted model, not a curated record.